This is a messenger RNA of Paramecium pentaurelia, 4321 nucleotides long. The record is from the annotation of a GenBank genome assembly. NCBI's taxonomy places the organism in Eukaryota, Ciliophora, Oligohymenophorea, Peniculida, Parameciidae.
AUGAACGAAUACAAAGAUGAUAUUCAUAAAACUGUUGAUUAUAAUGAAACUAUUUAUAAACAAGGAAUAUUUUAACCUAAAAUUUCUAAAUUGAAUCAGAAUAUAUAGACUUCUCAAAAUACACACUUUUCAUCUAUGAUAAAUUAAUAUAAAAGAAUACCCAUAUAGGAAUUAGAUAAAUUAACUUUUAUAAUUCUAGACUGCGAUUAUAAAUUGAAUACAAAUUAAAUUAGAAUAUUUGGUUUAACAGAUCAACAAUAAUCUUUAGAAAUUAAGAUAAUAGACUAUUUUCCUUAUUUCUAUAUCCCUUUUCCUUUAAAAUUAGUGAGAGAUGAAAGAGAUAUUGAUUAUUUUUUACUUUAAUUUAAUAAUCAUCUUUAUAAAAAUGGAAUUACCACUGAAAUUUAACCAAUCAGAUAAAUUAAUGUUAUUGAUAGUGAAAUUAUUAGAAAUUUUAAGGGUUAAAAUUACUAAAAAGAACCUUUUUUAAAGUUAAGUUUUUAAAAUGUAAGCUCUAUGAAAAAAGUGGCUUAACUUUUAGAAAAAGGCUUAAAUGUAAAUGGAUUUUAGUUUUCUAAGUAAACUUAUGAAAGUAAAAUAACUUAUCCAUUAAAAUUUAUGAUUGACUUUAAUUUAAGGGGUAUGGGAUGGGCAAUGGCUUAAAAUCUCAAAGAAGAUGGAGAGAGCAAUUGUUCAAAAAGUUAUAUAGUAAAAGCCGAAGAUAUUAGUCAUCUUGAAGAUUAAUAACAUAUUCCAAACUUAAGAAUAAUAAGUCUUGAUAUUUAAACUAUAUCUAAAUUAAAUAUAAUACUUGAAUCUUCUAAAGAAAUAAUCGUUAUUACUUGUAUAAUUUAAAUAAAUCCAGAAAAUGAAAGACGAAUUGUAUUUACUUAAAAAUCAUGCUAAGAAAUAACUAAUUCAAUAAUUUUUUAAUCGCAAAAUGAAAUAGAUUUAUUAAAAUAGUUUAAUUAAUUUUUUCUAUCUUUUGAUCCUGAUGUCAUUACAGGAUACAAUCUACAUGAUGAAUUAUUGCCUUUAAUUAUUCAAAGAUCAAGAAAUUUAGGACUUAAUUGUCAAUAUUUGAAUUAUGGCAGAUCAAAAAAUGAAGAAAGUUUAAUUUCAAAUGGCAGAUUUUUUAGUACUGUAAUGAGAAUGAGAGAAACCAAAUUCGUAGAAACAAAUGGUCGAAUUUAAUUGGAUACUUUAAUUUGUAUGUUAAGAGAUUCAAAAAUAUCGUAGUAUUCACUUGGAAGUAUUUAUUAUUCAAUUUUUAAUCAAUAAAUAGAAAUUUAUGAUUAAGAAACUAUCAUCCAAUUAUUUGAAUAAAAUAAUAUCAAAAGAAUAUCUACAUAUAGUUUAAGAAAAUCAGAAGCUUGUUUAGAAAUAUUACUUUAUAAAGGAUGGAUUUAAACUUAUGCAGAAAUUUCAAAAGUUACUGGAGUACCAAUUGAAUACAUAAUAUAGAGAGGACAAUCAAUUAAAGUUUUGUCAUAACUUCUUAGAUAGAGUAAAAAAGAUGGUUACUUAGUUCCUGAUGAAAAUCAUCUUAAAAAGUCAGAUACUUCUAAUUUAAAAGGAGCUUUAAUUUUAGAACCUAAAAAAGGAUUUUAUAAAAUACCAUUAGCUCUUUUUGAUUUUGUAUCUUUGUAUCCAAGUAUAAUCAUAGCAUAUAACAUGUGUUACACAACUAUAGUCAAAGAUUAUUCUAUCAAAUUAAAUGAAAAUGAUUAUCAUAUAAUUCCAGAAUUUGGACAUAAAUUUGUUAAAUAGCAUAUAAAAAAGGGAAUUUUACCAAAAAUUUUAGAGAGUUUACUAGAAAAGAGAGCAUAAACAAAAUAAGAAUUAAAGUAGGAAGAAGAUAAGUAAAAGAAAAAUCUAUUAGAUGCUAGAUAAUAAGCUUUAAAAAUAGCAGCAAAUUCAAUCUUUGGAUUUACUGGCUGUGCUGAGCAUGGAUAUCUACCAUGUUUAGAAAUUACUUAAUCUAUACUUAGAGUAGGAAGAGCAAUUUUAUAAAAUGCAAUAUCUGUUAUCAAUAACAAUUAUCCAAAUGCUGAAAUUUUAUAUGGAGAUACAGAUUCAUUAUUAAUAAAUUUUAAAAUUUCAAAUUUAAAGGAUGUAUUUAAUAUUGCAAAUGAGGCAUCAAAUAUAGUAACCAGUACUUUUCCAAAGCCAAUUAGAUUAGCAUUUGAAAAAAUUUACAAUCCAUUUUUGUUGGUAUGUAAAAAACGUUAUGUUGGUUUACCUUGGAAGAAUGAAUUUGUAACUGAUUAGAUUGAGUAAAAAGGAAUCUGUACAGUAAGGAGAGACAACACAUAAUUCUUAAAAGNUAUUCACUUGGAAGUAUUUAUUAUUCAAUUUUUAAUCAAUAAAUAGAAAUUUAUGAUUAAGAAACUAUCAUCCAAUUAUUUGAAUAAAAUAAUAUCAAAAGAAUAUCUACAUAUAGUUUAAGAAAAUCAGAAGCUUGUUUAGAAAUAUUACUUUAUAAAGGAUGGAUUUAAACUUAUGCAGAAAUUUCAAAAGUUACUGGAGUACCAAUUGAAUACAUAAUAUAGAGAGGACAAUCAAUUAAAGUUUUGUCAUAACUUCUUAGAUAGAGUAAAAAAGAUGGUUACUUAGUUCCUGAUGAAAAUCAUCUUAAAAAGUCAGAUACUUCUAAUUUAAAAGGAGCUUUAAUUUUAGAACCUAAAAAAGGAUUUUAUAAAAUACCAUUAGCUCUUUUUGAUUUUGUAUCUUUGUAUCCAAGUAUAAUCAUAGCAUAUAACAUGUGUUACACAACUAUAGUCAAAGAUUAUUCUAUCAAAUUAAAUGAAAAUGAUUAUCAUAUAAUUCCAGAAUUUGGACAUAAAUUUGUUAAAUAGCAUAUAAAAAAGGGAAUUUUACCAAAAAUUUUAGAGAGUUUACUAGAAAAGAGAGCAUAAACAAAAUAAGAAUUAAAGUAGGAAGAAGAUAAGUAAAAGAAAAAUCUAUUAGAUGCUAGAUAAUAAGCUUUAAAAAUAGCAGCAAAUUCAAUCUUUGGAUUUACUGGCUGUGCUGAGCAUGGAUAUCUACCAUGUUUAGAAAUUACUUAAUCUAUACUUAGAGUAGGAAGAGCAAUUUUAUAAAAUGCAAUAUCUGUUAUCAAUAACAAUUAUCCAAAUGCUGAAAUUUUAUAUGGAGAUACAGAUUCAUUAUUAAUAAAUUUUAAAAUUUCAAAUUUAAAGGAUGUAUUUAAUAUUGCAAAUGAGGCAUCAAAUAUAGUAACCAGUACUUUUCCAAAGCCAAUUAGAUUAGCAUUUGAAAAAAUUUACAAUCCAUUUUUGUUGGUAUGUAAAAAACGUUAUGUUGGUUUACCUUGGAAGAAUGAAUUUGUAACUGAUUAGAUUGAGUAAAAAGGAAUCUGUACAGUAAGGAGAGACAACACAUAAUUCUUAAAAGAUAUUUUGAAUUAGGUUUUACAUGAAAUAUUAAUUGAAUAAAAUAAUAAAAGAGCAAUUAAAAUAGUAAAAGAAAAGAUUUAAGAACUAUUAAAUGGAGAAGUUAAUAUUUCAAAUUUAAUAAUAUCAAAAUCACUAGCAAUAAAAAUUAAAGAUAAUGAUUUUGUUGAUGAGGAUUUAAUAAAUAAAGAUGAAGAAUAUCAUUCAUAUCCAGAUAAAUAUCAUGAUAUUAGUGAUUUUAGAAAAUAACCACAUAUAAAAGUUGCAUAAGACAAGGUCAAAAAUAAAUAAAUUAAUACAUAUUAAAAAGGUGAUAGAAUAUCUUAUGUAAUUGUAGAAAAUAUACAUGGAUAAUAAUUAUCAGAUAAUGCCUAAGAUCCGUUAGAAGCAUUCAAAAAUAAUUAUAAAUUAAAUAUGUAGUACUACAUUAAUUAAAUUAAAAUACCCAUAAUUCACAUUUUAGAACAUAUAAUCCCUAAUCCAGAAGCUUUAUUUAAUUUAUCUUAAUAUUCAUCAACUCCUAAAAAAGUUCUUUAUAAUAUUAUAGAAAAUAAUAGUUCUAAAAAGGCUUUAAAUAAAUAUUUAAAAAAGAGAAUUAUGUGUAUAAAUUGCAAAGAUGAAGUUCCAAUAAAUAAACCAAUAUGUUUUAAUUGCAGAUCUUAAUAAUCUGAAAUACUAUUUAAGAUAUCACAUGUAUAAUAUAAAUUAUAUUAUUUUAGCAAUUAAUUAAUUCUCAAAAUCGUUUUUAGAAAUACCAUAUGAUCUGCCAAUAAUGUUAAUAAAGUUAAUUUGAUUAAGUAAUUUGUAAAAAUGAGGAAUGUCAUAUUUACUAUAAAAGAAAUUAGGAAUAAAUAAUACUAUAGAACACUUGGGAUAAAUAUGAAUAAAUAUUUCAUUGUGAGUGGUGA